Messenger RNA from Dromiciops gliroides (monito del monte), 2167 nucleotides. RefSeq names its product SSU72 homolog, RNA polymerase II CTD phosphatase (gene SSU72). The record is from RefSeq and is a predicted model, not a curated record. Gene Ontology annotation, biological process: termination of RNA polymerase II transcription. The transcript is spliced from 5 exons. The coding region runs from base 150 to 734 and encodes 194 amino acids. Gene Ontology annotation, molecular function: RNA polymerase II CTD heptapeptide repeat phosphatase activity. Lineage: Eukaryota; Metazoa; Chordata; Mammalia; Microbiotheria; Microbiotheriidae. Gene Ontology annotation, cellular component: nucleus; mRNA cleavage and polyadenylation specificity factor complex.
GGCCGUGGGCGCUGCCGCCAUUUUGCUCGCGCCGAGCUGAGGCGGCUGCUGAGGCGACGUCCGCCGGUGCCCUGUACGGGAGAGACGCUCGAGGCCUUCGCCGAGGGCGGUGUCCACUUGUCGCCGCCACCCCCGUCGACGCCGCCAUCAUGCCUUCGUCGCCGCUGCGAGUGGCCGUGGUGUGCUCGAGUAACCAGAACCGAAGCAUGGAGGCGCACAACAUCCUCAGCAAACGAGGAUUCAGUGUCAGAUCCUUUGGAACAGGAACUCAUGUGAAACUCCCAGGACCAGCACCAGACAAGCCGAAUGUUUAUGAUUUCAAAACAACAUAUGAUCAGAUGUACAAUGAUCUUCUUAGGAAAGACAAAGAACUCUAUACACAGAAUGGUAUUUUGCACAUGUUGGACAGAAAUAAGAGAAUCAAGCCCCGGCCAGAGAGAUUCCAAAACUGUAAAGAUUUGUUUGAUCUCAUCCUUACCUGUGAAGAGAGAGUGUAUGACCAGGUAAUAGAAGAUCUAAAUUCUAGAGAGCAAGAGACCUGCCAGCCAGUGCAUGUGAUUAAUGUGGACAUUCAGGACAACCAUGAAGAAGCCACCCUAGGAGCUUUUCUCAUCUGUGAGCUCUGUCAGUGUAUACAACACACAGAAGACAUGGAGAAUGAGAUAGACGAGCUGCUACAGGAAUUUGAAGAGAAAAGCAGCAGGACUUUCCUGCACACGGUCUGCUUUUACUGAAGCUCGCCCUGGUUUCCCAGGCCUAGGAGGUGAAGGAAGCAUGUGCGGCAAGUUCUCUUGACUAUUCCCUGCUCUCCCUGAAGACCACCUUGGACUCUUCCUUUUGUUGAUACUUUUUCCUUCUUGGUGUUCGUUUUUACUUUCAGGUAUUCUGCCACAAGGAGGCAGUGUUACCCAAAUAAAUUGUACAUAGAAAAUGAGAAGAGACACACAUACACAUAAAGGCCAUAUGAGAAAAAUCAAGGUUUUUUUUUUCCUAUCCCACUUUUCCUUCUUCUAAGUGGGAUAUUAAUUAUAAUGAGGAUUUUUUUCUUUUAAUGAAAAAAAGGUUAAUAUUGUCUUUUUUUCCCCAGCUUCUUCAUUUCUUUAGUUGUGCAUUUUUCUUUACUGUAAUUGGCUAGAGUAUACAAAGCUCUGAAUGAAACAGUGGAGUGUAUAUUGCUAAGUAUGAACUUGGCGCUGUCGUCUGACUUCAGAACAGAAGGUUCCUUGUUCCCCUUUUCUGAACCUGGAUCCAGUCAUGUUGCACUAAGGGGAGGUUGUUGAUGGAAAGCCUGGAUUCAGGAUCAGUUUGACAGUGGGUAGGGGAACAGUGGCAGAGCUCCCAUUCUGACUGGCCAGCACAGCCCCCAGCCAUCCCCAGGGACCCUGGCCCUCCUCACGAUGCCUGCCUGCCUUUUCGCUCAGAGAUCUUGCUAAUUGAUGUUGCUGCUGGACAGAUCUGGUUUUGGUUCACUAGGAAGUUCAGCACAGACUCUGAGCAAACUUUUUUGUGGUUGGUUUUGUUUUUAGGUUUUAAAAAAAAAAAAGUAACAAAUUCCCAGAAAGGUUCCUUGUUUUAUUAUUCUUAAGAGAAUCUUCCAAGCAGGAGGAGCCACCUUAGAUUCAGAAAGUGGGGUGCCUGUUCCACAAAAGCUUCCUUAGCACCUUGGAGAGCUCCACCCUCCCUGCUCAUUGGAGGGGCACAGAUGGGCCGCUCUGUUCACUUCAUUCUGGCUGCAGCUCUCUUCACGUUUUUUGUAUAUAACCAAUUUGCUGCUGGGAGCAACAAAGAUGCUCCCCUCAUGCCUGAUGGCGGAGUAGGAUGAUUUACUGAAACCACACAGGUCAGGAAGAUGGCCUUGAUUCUAAAGCCCUGGUGCUCUCCCCAGGCAGGUCUGGUCCAUGCUGGGGUCUGACUCCCUAACUCUUCUGAAGCCUGCAGAAGAGAAUGUGAGCAAUUUGCUGAAGAGCCCUGACAGGAAGGGGAUGGUGGUCAUGUCUCUGGCAUCCACCUCCCAAAGGUCUAGGAUGGGGCUUCAGAACGCCUUGUCUUCCUUAACCCUUGCUGGAUCUGUCAAAUACAAGCUCACCUAUUUUCCUGUCUAGAGUGUCAACCUAUGUUACCUCUUGAGGUAAUAAACUCCUGACUUAAUAAAUUAAAUAAAUAAUAA